AUGCUGCUUGGGGGUCAUAGUAAACGUCAUGACCACGCCAUCCUGAUGACCGGCGUCGACAUCUGUUCGAAUAGGAAUGCUCCUUGUGAUACCCUAGUUCCUCGACGCUUUAUUUUUCCCCCUUUUCAUUUUUUGUGUGACAUUUCGGAAGUUCAUUCUUUUUUUCUCUUUCUAAUUACGUCCGUGUCUAUCAUCGCUAUAAUAAUUUAUUAUUACCAUUACGUCCGUGUCUAUCAUCGCUAUAAUAAUUUAUUAUUACCAUUACUGCCCUUCUUGUUUCUUUACUUCUUUUUUGACAUUCUUUUUUGGUCAGUUCAUUCUUCCUUAUUCGUCGCUUUUCCUUUGACAGUCUUGAUUUACGUCAGUUCACUCCCUUUCUUGACUCUUCGCUUCUUUUUUGACAUUUCUUUUACAACUGUUUAUUCUUCCACUUGCUUCCCUUCUCUUUUGACAGUAUAUUUUUACAGUAGUCCACUCUUUCUUUUACUUAUUUUAUUUUUUGGAUAA
Molecule: messenger RNA, 507 nt
Organism: Acanthosepion pharaonis
Lineage: Eukaryota; Metazoa; Mollusca; Cephalopoda; Sepiida; Sepiidae
Source: the annotation of a GenBank genome assembly